AUGGCUUCCAUUAUGGAGAGUUCAAUUAAUAGAGGAUGUGACUUUGUAUUUGACUUUUCUUGUGUCACCUGUCAGGAAAAUGACAGGAACAAAGAAGCUGAUUUUUACUGUGAUAAAUGUUCUAAAUUGUACUGUAACAAAUGUGUCAAGCAUCAUAACUAUCUGUUCAAGAAGCAUGCACUUUUGGGCAAAGAAAACAUCAGCCUAUGGCCUGAGACUGAUGUGGUUGAACUGGAGCAAUGUCAGGAGCACCGGAAAGAAAAACUGACAAUAUUCUGUGAGGACCACAGUCAGAUAUUAUGUCAUGUCUGCCAUGUCCACAAUCAUCAGAAAUGCAGUCAUGUGGUACUAAUAGCUGACAAAGUGAAAGUCCUCCAUAAGGAAGGAGACUUCAAGGAGUUGUUAGCAAGGUUUGAUGCACAGCACCAGCAGUUGAUACAUAAGCAACGAGACCUUGAUGAAAAUAUGAAGUCUCUUGAGAAAUCUUACGAAACAUUUCUGGAAGAAAUCAAUGCUUUACGAAAGACAAUUAAUGAUUCUUUAGAUCAACUGGAGAAGAAUACAAAGAAAGAAUUGGACACAUUUUUAGUCAAUUCGAGGACAUCUGUUCGAAAUGACAUCAAAAACUGCACGAAGUCCAUCAAAAAUAUAGCAUGCUUAAAAGAUGAUUGGCUGAGAACAAAAGACAAAAGUGAAGCACUGAGUUUCAUCAUGUAUAAAAAAUGCCGCGAUCAUUCCCUCAAGGUAGAAGCAGUUUUACAAGAAAUGAGAACACAAGAUGAAAGAACCCUUACAUUUAAUCCUGAUACGACCAUCCAACAAACCUUGUCUGCUCUAACGGGAUUGGGCCGAAUAUUCAGCACAGUGAAACAAGUAAAACCAGCUAAAGGGUCAACACAGAGCACAGUUACCCGACAUAAUAAUUCUAAAGCAUCCAGCCAUUCUGACCCUGACUCUGACCAAACAACUCCAGGAUUCAACAUAAACAAGUCCAAUAAAACAUCGAGUUUAUCUAGACCGUACAGCCCUGGAAACCAAAAAAGUGAUCCCACCAAGUCAGGCCAGGUUUCUGAUCCAGUAUCAAGUUCAUCACACCAGCUGGUCCAGGGAUAUCACUCAGGAGCAGUAAGCAAGACUGAUCAAAUUUUAAGAGUGAAGAAUGGAAAGAAUUACAGUGUGAAAAUCUCGAAAGAUGUUUGCCCAUCCAUUAUAACUGGUAUCUGUUGCACAGCUACUGGAGAACUUAUCAUCAUAGAUAGCAACAACUGUAAAAUGAAGCUCCUGGAUCAGACCUACAAGGUGGUGGCCCACUGUGACUUUCCUACUAGACCAUGGUCCAUGUGCAGCAUUGAUUCCAGUCUGGUGGCUGUUACUGUGGAUAGCAAUGAGGUCCACUUCAUCAGAGUGUCCAAUGGUCUGUUGAUAAAGGACAGGAUACUGAAGUUCCAACAUUAUUGCUUGGGUAUUGCCCAUCAGCAUGGUAACCUGUACAUUACAGAUUGUAGUGCUCUGUAUCACUAUACUCUGGAUGGAAGACUGGUGAGCAAGAUGUAUAAGGAUACAUCACAUCCAUGGACAGUGAGUCCAGAUGGUGACAGGAUAUAUGUGACCAACAGUUACAGUCGACAGCUGGUCACCCUGUCCAGGGAUGGCACAGUGAUCUCCACCCUGACUGUACCUGACCUGAGCUCCCCUGUAGGAGUACUACCUGGCCUACAUGUGACAGAUUCAGGACAAGUUCUGAUGUGUGGAUACUAUACAGACACAAUCUACCAGCUUGACAGAGAUGGAAGACAGAUACUGGCAGAGGUGGUCACAAAGAAUAAUGGUGUGAUUAACCCUAUAUCUGUCUACUACAGUAAGAACACAGAAACAAUCAUUGUAGGAACGUAUUAUAAUGAUAACAUCAUAGUCUUUAAGGCCCAAUGA
This is a messenger RNA of Dreissena polymorpha, 1929 nucleotides long. RefSeq lists its product as uncharacterized. NCBI's taxonomy places the organism in Eukaryota, Metazoa, Mollusca, Bivalvia, Myida, Dreissenidae. The transcript has 3 exons. Bases 1 to 1929 code for a protein of 642 amino acids. The record is from RefSeq and is a predicted model, not a curated record. Gene Ontology annotation, molecular function: zinc ion binding.